Molecule: messenger RNA, 2352 nt
Organism: Ostertagia ostertagi
Lineage: Eukaryota; Metazoa; Nematoda; Chromadorea; Rhabditida; Trichostrongylidae
Source: the annotation of a GenBank genome assembly
AUGGACCAAAGAAGUAAUGCCACAAGAGAGGAUUAUGGUCAAUAUCGAGUGGUUGUAGAAAAUAGUGUAGGACAAGACUCAACAACAGUGGGUGUCACCGUGGCCGAUUGCCCAGAACCGCCUCGAUUCCCCAUAGUUGAAAAUGUGUUGGAUGAAGCUGUAAUCCUUUCAUGGAAGCCACCAAAUCUUGACGGUGGAUCCAUAGUCACCCAGUACAUUGUCGAGAAGAGAGACACUAGCGGAGGCGCCUGGGAACCAUGCGCCAAAACUCGCUUUGCCUGUCUUACUGUGGAGGGAUGUCGCCCCAAGAAGACCUACGAGUUCCGAGUCAGUGCCGAGAACAAGCAUGGUGUUUCUCAACCGUGCGAGCCGACUACUCCAGUGUUGAUUCCCGGUGAUGACCGCAUACGACCAAGGAACUACGACGUCGACGAUUCUGGCAAGGUCAUUCGAGGUAAAGGACCAACCAUGGCCAACUACGACGGCUAUGUAAUCGAUGUGUGGAAGCAGUACUAUCCACAAGAAGUUGAAAUUAAGCACUCUCCAGUGCUUGACUACUAUGAUAUCCAUGAGGAGAUCGGAACUGGUGCAUUUGGAGUGCUCCUCCCAUUAUCGAGAAAGAUGUACCGAACACGAUAUUGCCGAAUGGGCGAGAUGGUCCGCUUGAAGAUCUACUUCUCAGGCACGCCGCCAUUCAACCACUCACUGACGUUGAACAAAGAGGAGGUCGUCGCUGAUCAUCCGACAAUUCGCACCGUCGACUUUGACGAUCAUAUCCUCAUCACUAUACCAUCGCUCUCAACCCGCGAAGCCGGCCGCUACGAGUACACCAUAAGUAAUGACAGUGGCGUGGCUUCAACAGGAUUCUGGCUGAAUGUCACCGGACUUCCUGGAGCUCCGCAAGGACCGCUACACUUCAGUAAUGUUGGUACGCACCAAGUCAGCCUCUCUUGGCGUCCACCAGUGAAUGACGGAGGCUCGAAGAUUACCAACUAUGUGAUAGAGAAGCGAGACGUAGCGAAAGAAGACUGGACCGUAGUCGCGUCCAGUGUUCGCGAUUUAUCUUUCACCGUACAAGGGCUAUUCGAGAACCAUGAGUAUGAAUUCCGCGUGAGUGCUGCGAAUGAGAAUGGUCAAGGAGUACCGCUUGUGGGAGAAAACGCAGUAGUCACUCGACUUCCGUACGAUCGUCCAGGAGCGCCAACCGAUCUGGAAGUGGCGGAAGUUGGCGAUGACUGCUUGACGUUGACAUGGCAUCGACCGUUGUCUGACGGUGGAGGUCGCAUACGCGGGUACUACAUCGAGAAAUGUGAAGAUGACAAGGAACAGACAUGGGUUCGAUGCAACCAGAAUCCAUCGCCGGCUAACACUUUCAACGUUCAAAGUCUCAUCGACGGAAGGAAGUACAAAUUCCGUGUAUUUGCAGUUAACGACGCUGGAUUGUCGGAUCCCGCUGAAAUGGAUUUGGAAUUCAAGUCAGCCAGUGGUGGCACUCCUCCCGAGAUCAUUUCCCAACUGAGUGACCAAUCUGUUGAACCAGGACGUAGUGCGACAUUCGAGUGCAAGAUCACUGGUUCUCCACGACCGGAGUACAGUUGGUUCAAAGGCAUGAAGGAACUUGUGGACACUUCGAGAUUCACGAUCCUCUCGAAAGGCGAUGUGCAGAUUCUCAUGGUCAACCACGCGAAUCCGGAUGACGCAGACGAGUACACAUGUCGCGCUACGAACAAAUUCGGUACAAAGAGCACGAGAGCACAGUUACUAUUUAUGUCAAAGCCGAGAGUGUUCCUUCCACCUCGCUACCACGGUGGGUACGAAGCUCAGAAGAGCGAAACGAUUGAAUUGAAGAUCCCAUACAAAGCUUUCCCACGAGCCGAAUCUCGAUGGACCAAAGAAGGUGAGAAGAUCGAGAGCGGUGGUCGCUACGAAAUCACGACCGACGACAAAUUCGCCACUUUGCGCAUCAGUAAUGCCACAAGAGAGGAUUAUGGUCAAUAUCGAGUGGUUGUAGAAAAUAGUGUAGGACAAGACUCAACAACAGUGGGUGUCACCGUGGCCGAUUGCCCAGAACCGCCUCGAUUCCCCAUAGUUGAAAAUGUGUUGGAUGAAGCUGUAAUCCUUUCAUGGAAGCCACCAAAUCUUGACGGUGGAUCCAUAGUCACCCAGUACAUUGUCGAGAAGAGAGACACUAGCGGAGGCGCCUGGGAACCAUGCGCCAAAACUCGCUUUGCCUGUCUUACUGUGGAGGGAUGUCGCCCCAAGAAGACCUACGAGUUCCGAGUCAGUGCCGAGAACAAGCAUGGUGUUUCUCAACCGUGCGAGCCGACUACUCCAGUGUUGAUUCCCGGGUGA